Molecule: messenger RNA, 543 nt
Organism: Malassezia pachydermatis
Lineage: Eukaryota; Fungi; Basidiomycota; Malasseziomycetes; Malasseziales; Malasseziaceae
Product: membrane biogenesis protein
Exons: 5
Coding region: 1-543 (180 amino acids)
Source: RefSeq, a predicted model, not a curated record
AUGGCUUCCCAGGCGCAGGUUAUUCAGCAGAAGUUCGACAAGUUCAUGACGCAGCUUGACCAGGAGCUGUCGAAGUACCCGGCCCUCAACCGCCUCGACAAGCAGCUUCCUUUCCCGAAGUCGUACGUCGUGGUCGGCGUCCUCGCUAUCUUCACUUUCCUGAUCUUCUUUAACAUUGCCGCUGGCUUCCUGACCAACUUCAUUGGUUUCUUUGUCCCGAUGUACUUCUCGCUGGUUGCUCUGGAGACUCCUCAGCCCCAGGACGACAUCCAGUGGCUUACCUACUGGGUUGUCUUUGGCUUCUUCAACUUCAUUGAGACCUUUGUGAGCUUCGUGCUCUACUGGUUCCCCUUCUACUACACUUUCAAGACUCUGGCCAUUGUCUGGCUCAUUCUUCCGCAGACCCAGGGUGCCAAGCUCGUGUACCACAAGCUGCUCCGCCCGGCCUUCCACGGUGUUACCGGCACGUCGCGCAGCACCUCGGUGACGGAUGCUACCAAGCCCGGCUUCUCGGCCUCGUCGUCGGGUCUUCACACCCAGUAA